Molecule: messenger RNA, 941 nt
Organism: Chelmon rostratus (copperband butterflyfish)
Lineage: Eukaryota; Metazoa; Chordata; Actinopteri; Chaetodontiformes; Chaetodontidae
Gene: hint2
Product: histidine triad nucleotide binding protein 2
Exons: 5
Coding region: 85-717 (210 amino acids)
Cellular component (GO): cytoplasm; mitochondrion
Molecular function (GO): hydrolase activity
Source: RefSeq, a predicted model, not a curated record
UCGUCUGCGAGCAAGACUGUCGGACUGUACAGAAGUGUGCCAAAUAAUUAAUUUCUGUAAACUAUAACAGCUAGUUAGCUAGCUAUGUAUUUUCGUCAGGUUCUGCGGACGGUGGUCGUCGGGACCAGAACGGCUCACCUCAACCGCUUGCACCGUGUUUGUCGAGCCGAGGUAGCUGCUCUAAAAAUAAACCGUCUUAUUCUCACAAACAUUUUUAUUUCGUUAGCUGCUGCAGAACAUUUUGACAACAACUGUCCCACCAGCCCUGGUGGUGGUUCUGGGAAACCUACACUGCCCUGCCACCAACAGAGACCACUGUGCACCAAAAGCGACGAGGUGAGGCUGGCAGAGGAGGCCAGCAAGAAGUAUGGCUCCCCGGCCCCAACCAUCUUCUCCAAAGUGAUUGACAAAAGCAUCCCUGCAGAUAUUAUUUAUGAAGACGAGAAGUGUUUGGCAUUCAGGGAUAUCAGCCCACAGGCCCCUGUUCAUUUCCUGGUCAUUCCAAGGGUCCCUAUUCCCAGAAUAAGUGAGGCCAAAGAUGGUGAUGCAGAGCUAUUAGGACAUUUGUUGGUCGUCGCCAAAAAUGUGGCAAAGCAAGAGUCUCUAAAUGAGGGAUACAGAGUGGUGAUCAACGAUGGAAAGCACGGCUCUCAGUCAGUUUACCACCUUCACGUCCACGUCCUGGGAGGAAGACAGAUGACGUGGCCACCGGGAUAAUGGUUUCAUGUGUAUGUUAGUCUUUUCUGUCUCUGUUUUGUGUUUAAUUUUGUGUGACUUGAUAUAUGAUGGGUGUAGUUCAAAAAUCAUUUUCUCACCACAUUUUUCAUGCAAAAUCUCACUUCAUUGCACAGAAUAUGACAUGUAAAUAUGUUGAUCUUGACAAAUGUAAAAAUUAAGAGUAAAGUAAUUAUGUUUGAUACGGCUGCAAAUAAAGACACUGU